AUGCAAAACCACGUCGACGUUCAGAAGCCAAGAAUGCCUAUCAAUACAAUGCUAAACGGAUCGUCAGCCCAAACGGACAGUACCCAGAAGUGGCCCAAAAAUGUUGGCAUUUUGGCCAUUGAUAUGUAUUUUCCGAAUGCAUUCGUCGAUCAAAAAGAUCUCGAAAAGUUCAAUGGAGUCGGAGAAGGAAAAUAUACGAUAGGCUUAGGUCAGCAUCAGAUGGCCUUUUGCAACGACAGGGAAGACAUCAACUCUAUCUGUCUCACUGUCACUAAAUCAUUGAUGGAUAAGCACUCCAUCGAUCCCAAGAGUAUUGGCUUUUUGAUGAUCGGAACCGAGACUAUAAUCGAUAAAUCAAAAAGUGUUAAAACAGUUUUAAUGGACUUAUUCGAGAAGAGCGGCAAUCAUGACAUCGAAGGCAUUCACGCCACUAAUGCAUGCUAUGGCGGAACAGACUCUCUAUUCCGGGCCUGGGAUUGGAUUGAAUCCAGUUCUUGGGACGGAAGAUAUGCCAUCGUUGUGGCCGCAGAUAUCGCCGUCUAUGCCAGCGGUCCCGCCAGACCUACAGGAGGAUGUGCUGCGAUUGCAAUGCUUGUGGGUCCGGACGCUGCCAUCGUUUUUGACAGGAAAGUGCGGUCCACUUACAUGUCGAACGUCUAUGACUUCUAUAAACCCGAUAUGAGUUCGGAGUACCCGACAGUCGACGGCCCGCUUUCCAACCAAUGCUAUCUCCAGGCACUCGACAAAUGCUUUAAACUAUAUUUCGAAAAAGCAAACAAACUGACAAAAGGCACGUCUCUCGACACCUUUGACGCUAUUGUAUUUCACGCCCCGUAUUGUAAACUCGUCCAGAAGUCCAUCGCACGACUUCAGCUCCUUAAUUAUCUGCAGAUGCGGUCCACUUACAUGUCGAACGUCUAUGACUUCUAUAAACCCGAUAUGAGUUCGGAGUACCCGACAGUCGACGGCCCGCUUUCCAACCAAUGCUAUCUCCAGGCACUCGACAAAUGCUUUAAACUAUAUUUCGAAAAAGCAAACAAACUGACAAAAGGCACGUCUCUCGACACCUUUGACGCUAUUGUAUUUCACGCCCCGUAUUGUAAACUCGUCCAGAAGUCCAUCGCACGACUUCAGCUCCUUAAUUAUCUGCAGAUGCGGUCCACUUACAUGUCGAACGUCUAUGACUUCUAUAAACCCGAUAUGAGUUCGGAGUACCCGACAGUCGACGGCCCGCUUUCCAACCAAUGCUAUCUCCAGGCACUCGACAAAUGCUUUAAACUAUAUUUCGAAAAAGCAAACAAACUGACAAAAGGCACGUCUCUCGACACCUUUGACGCUAUUGUAUUUCACGCCCCGUAUUGUAAACUCGUCCAGAAGUCCAUCGCACGACUUCAGCUCCUUAAUUAUCUGCAGAGUUCGGACAAUCAAAACAACGAUUCUCGACAGGAGGAUGUGCUGCGAUUGCAAUGCUUGUGGGUCCGGACGCUGCCAUCGUUUUUGACAGGA
Molecule: messenger RNA, 1506 nt
Organism: Medioppia subpectinata
Lineage: Eukaryota; Metazoa; Arthropoda; Arachnida; Sarcoptiformes; Oppiidae
Source: the annotation of a GenBank genome assembly